Messenger RNA from Lucilia sericata (common green bottle fly), 2751 nucleotides. RefSeq names its product DNA replication licensing factor Mcm3 (gene Mcm3). The transcript is spliced from 2 exons. Gene Ontology annotation, biological process: DNA replication; double-strand break repair via break-induced replication; mitotic DNA replication initiation. The record is from RefSeq and is a predicted model, not a curated record. Gene Ontology annotation, cellular component: MCM complex; nucleus. Lineage: Eukaryota; Metazoa; Arthropoda; Insecta; Diptera; Calliphoridae. Gene Ontology annotation, molecular function: single-stranded DNA helicase activity; ATP hydrolysis activity; single-stranded DNA binding. Bases 205 to 2697 code for a protein of 830 amino acids.
UCAUUAUAUUUAUGUUUUCCCGCCAAGCGGACUGUUUGCAGAUUGUGUUUUUAGGAAUUUUGUUUUCUGUCGAGUAUUUCUUGCAAUCGAGUUGCAAUUAUUAUAAUACGCUUGAAGCGUUAACUUCUCUGGCAGAUAUUGUUAAGUUUAAAAACAAUAUUCUUUUAUAAAGUGAUUAAAAAGUGCUAAAAAAAUUCACAUCAAAUGGCAGAUGCUGAGCAAUACAUAAAAGACAUACAGAGAGAGUAUGUUGAUUUCUUGGAUGAUGAAGAGGAUCAGGGUAUAUAUUCGGGUCAUGUUAAGGAUAUGAUAGCAGAAAAAAGCAGACGUCUCAUUGUUAACAUUAAUGACUUGAAGCGUAAAAAUCCCCAACGUGCUUUGGGAUUGCUGGGCAACGCAUCCGAUGAGCAACUGGCGUUUGGUAGGGCUCUUAAGGAAUAUGUAUCUACAGUUGAUCCAUCAUAUGCUAAACAACAUGAAGACUUUUUCGUGGGAUUUGAGGGAUGUUUUGGUAAUCGUCAUGUGACGCCACGUUCUCUCACCUCCAUAUAUUUAGGCAAUAUGGUUUGUGUAGAAGGUAUUGUUACCAAAGUUUCUCUCAUUCAUCCCAAAAUUGUACGUUCGGUACACUUUUGUCCUGCUACGCGUAAAGUAAUGGAACGGAAAUAUACCGAUUUGACUUCAUUUGAAGCCGUUCCAUCGAGUGCAGCUUAUCCCACAAAAGAUGAAGAUGGUAAUUUAUUAGAAACCGAGUUCGGUUUGUCCGUAUAUAAAGAUCAUCAGUCUUUGACUAUACAAGAAAUGCCGGAAAAAGCGCCAGCUGGACAGUUACCACGUUCAGUGGAUAUAGUAUGUGAUGAUGAUCUGGUUGAUCGAUGCAAGCCUGGUGAUCGUGUACAGAUUGUGGGUAAUUAUCGUUGCAUGCCAGGCAAGCAAGGUGGAUAUACUUCUGGCACGUUUCGCACAGUACUAUUGGCAAACAACAUUUCACUGUUGAGUAAGGAAAGCAAUAUGGACAUCAGUCGUGAAGAUAUCAUCUUGUGCAAGAAACUUGCCAAAAACAAUGAUAUAUUCGAGUUGCUUUCAAAGAGUUUGGCGCCGUCGAUACAUGGUCAUGCUUUUGUAAAACAAGCCAUUCUUUGCCUUCUUCUAGGAGGUGUAGAGAAACUUCUUCCCAAUGGUACACGUUUGCGUGGCGAUAUAAAUGUUUUGCUUAUUGGCGAUCCUAGUGUCGCAAAGUCUCAACUCUUGCGUUACGUGUUGAAUACGGCACCUCGAGCAAUUCCAACUACUGGUCGUGGAUCCAGUGGUGUUGGUCUUACUGCAGCCGUGACUACAGAUCAGGAAACGGGAGAACGACGCUUAGAGGCUGGUGCUAUGGUAUUAGCUGAUCGUGGUGUUGUGUGCAUUGACGAAUUUGAUAAAAUGAGUGAUAUUGAUAGAACAGCUAUUCACGAGGUGAUGGAACAGGGCCGCGUUACAAUUUCAAAGGCUGGAAUUCAUGCAUCAUUAAAUGCUCGUUGUUCUGUGUUAGCUGCAGCCAAUCCAGUUUAUGGUCGCUAUGAUCAAUACAAAACUCCUAUGGAGAAUAUUGGCCUUCAAGAUUCUUUGCUGUCUCGUUUUGAUUUGCUUUUUGUAAUGUUAGAUGUCAUUGACAGCGAUAUUGACCAAAUGAUAUCUGAUCAUGUAGUUCGCAUGCACCGCUACCGUAAUCCCAAAGAAGCUGAUGGAGAACCUCUCUCAAUGGGAAGUUCUUACGCAGAUUCACUAUCUUUCUCAUCGAAUAGCGAAGAAAAGAAAGAAACCGAGGUCUAUGAAAAGUACGAUGCUUUACUUCAUGGCAAAUCACGAAAACGACAUGAAAAAAUUCUUUCUGUAGAAUUUAUGAGAAAGUACAUUCAUAUUGCUAAAUGCAUGAAGCCUAAACUAAGCGAACAGGCCUGCGAGGCCAUAUCGAAUGAAUAUUCACGUCUGCGAUCGCAGGAAAGUGUACAGAAUGAUGUGGCUCGCACUCAGCCCGUUACAGCUCGUACUUUGGAAACUUUAAUUCGUUUGGCCACGGCACAUGCCAGAGCUCGCAUGUCCAAGACUGUCACUGUUGAUGACGCUCAGGCCGCUAUAGAAUUAGUACAGUUUGCCUACUUCAAAAAGGUCUUGGAAAAAGAAAAGGGUCAAAAACGCCGUAGAGAUGGUGGUUCUUCAGAUGAAGAAGUAGUUACCGAAGAAAAUGGUACUCAGAAAUCACCAUCACGUCGUAGCAAACGUACACGUACAGACGUUAGCCAAGAUACUACUAAUAUGGGAGGAGAGACCGAUGAUGAAAUUGAGACACCACAGCCUGAUGCUGGCGAUUUAACACGUCGUGAUACUCGAAGAUCGUUACCCGCACGAAAACCAUCGACUUCCAAUGUCACAUCUCAAUCCGAGUCACAAACCUCGCUAGAUACAUCAUCUGUUGGUGCUGUCCCUUCUGCACCGGCCUCUAUAACAGAUACCCGUCUAGGAGUUUUCAAAAAUAAUCUUCACCGUUUAUUCCGAGAAGCCAGGGAACAGAGUUUGUCUUUGGCACGCAUUACUACCGCAAUCAAUGAGAAUAAUGCAGAACAGUUCACUGACGGCGAAAUAGAAGCAGCUGUUAAUCGUAUGACAGAUGACAACCAAAUAAUGGUCGCCGAUGGAAUUGUUUUCUUAAUCUAAAGCACCGAAAAAAGACAUAUUUUUUUUAUUAAACCAUUAACACAUAUUAAUUUA